Phoenix dactylifera (date palm) is the source of this 1266-nucleotide messenger RNA. RefSeq names its product sirohydrochlorin ferrochelatase B (gene SIRB). NCBI's taxonomy places the organism in Eukaryota, Viridiplantae, Streptophyta, Magnoliopsida, Arecales, Arecaceae. Gene Ontology annotation, molecular function: lyase activity. The record is from RefSeq and is a predicted model, not a curated record.
AAGUAGCCCGGCUUUAUAAGAUUACUCGAAUAAAGUCUUCACACAAGUUGCCGACUUCAUGAGGUUAUAUUUUAAAGAAGAAAAUCUAGUCAGAUUGAGGAGUGCAUAUAUCAACGGGAUAUCGCUAUCCCAUUUUCUUCUACUUCGGAAGCGAUCUGCCGUCCGCCCUCGCGCUUCUUCGGCGACCUCCUCUUCCUCCUUACGGCGCUCGCUUUCGUAGACGAACUCGCCUUCUUGGGUGCCCCUUCGACCUGGCCGACCUGAGCUCUUUGAGGUGGGCCACUGGCUUUGGAAGGCCUAUUGGGUGCUCCAGAUAACGUCUCGGACGAUGCACUCGGCCACGAUCCCUUCGCAAGUUCCUUCCUUCAGGGUCCGUGCAAGGGAUCCUCCUAGCUUGCAUUUUCCUGGGUUUCACAAGUUUUCGAGAAUUACGACAAAAGGUAGAACUUUGUCGACAAAGUGCUGCCUAAGUGUGAGAAGCGAAGGGCUCGAAAGAUUUGAACACUUGAUGGGAGACAAAGAUGCUGUGAUCAUCGUUGAUCAUGGAUCUCGACGGCAAGAAUCUAAUUUUAUGCUGAAUGAGUUUGUUGCAAUGUUCAAAGCUCGGACUGGUUAUAGGAUAGUGGAACCUGCUCAUAUGGAAUUGGCUGCACCAUCAAUCAGGGAUGCAUUCAAAACAUGUGUGCUACAAGGAGCAAACCGAGUUAUGGUUAGUCCAUUUUUCCUCUCCCCAGGACGGCAUUGGCAACAGGAUAUCCCUGCGUUAGCAGCUGAGGCAUCCAGGGAACAUUCAGGCAUAUCCUAUAUCAUCACCGCACCUCUUGGUCUGCAUGAGCUUAUGGUGGAUGUGAUGAAUGACCGAAUAAAGCACUGCCUGAGCCAUGUAGCUGGUGAUGCCGAUGAGUGCACUGUAUGUGCUGGAACUGGAAAAUGUCGUUUAUACUAAGAAAUUGUACUUGGAAGCCCUAAAAAUCCCACUAUAGAGGCAACAGACAGAGGAUCAUAGGAGGAUAAGUGAUAUGGGAGCAUGGGUUUGUAAAGUUAGAUGGUGCAUCGGUAAAUGAGAUUUCAUUCGCCUGUGCCUCUCCCCUCCCCCCCCCCCCCUCCUCCAAAGCCAACAGAGGCAUCAGUUCUGUGUUUCAUUUAACAAUGUAUUCGCCAAAUCCUGAAUUUGUUGAUUUCAGGAGUAUGUAAUAUCUUUGGCCGGUAUAUCUAUUGAAGUGAUGCUCACUGGUGAAUGGUCUUAGCUAUCAUUCUUUGUGCUAA